UGGGCCUAGCUCGAGAGCUCGCUCCAAGCAAGCCUUUUUUCGCCUCUUUCAAGAUGGAAACGCACCGGAAAAAAGUAAAUUGUGCCCAGUGCACCUAGCGAGUGAUCGCAGACAGCGCCGCAUCAGUCCAGGCAGGGUCGCGUCCGUCCCCGUGCGCGGUGGUCCAUGUGUGCUUCAGCGGCGCGCCCGGCCAGAAGCCGGCCCAGCAUGCGGCCGAGCUGAAGAAUCUGCCGAGCCAGCGGCCCCUCGUCGUGCUUCGUCAUGAGUUCGGAGCAGCGCAGGGAGCAGCCGCAGCCGGCGCCCCACGUGCCGCCCGACGACAAGAGCCAGAGCGAACCACGGCUUGAGCCUCCGCCCACGUCGCUUGGUUCGACGAGCGCACUGAGCAGCCAGACAGAGCACAAGAGCCGCGAGCCGCUGGAGCAGCCGCUGGUUGAGUAUGGCGACAUCCGGAGACCGUCCAUCAGCGUCAACGAGGGUGAGCUGGGCAGCCAGCCACCGCUCGGCGAGCAUCCGCGCAAGAGCAUCGGCAGCGUUGACUACGGCGACCCAGGGCCCGAGAAGUCCGAGAAGGAAGACAUCCUCACGCCCAUGGCCCCUGUGGCAGGGGACAACAUGGACACCGCGAAAGAUUUCAUCGAGGGCGUCUGGAGCUCUGAAGAGGCACCCAAGGCCACUGCCACGCCAAUGUCUAUGGCACUGGUGCCGCUGGACGAGCGCGGAGAGGAAGAGCAACGUCAGGCUGAAGAAGCUCCGCCACAACCAGAACCAGAGCCACUCCAUUUGGUACCGAUUGAAGAGAAGCCGCCGCCACCGCAGCCGCCACCACCACCAGCAGCACCCUCAGAAGGUAAGGAGAGUCGUUCUGCUACCACCUCGGGCACCACUACCGGCUCCUCGUCGGAGGGCUCGGAGAGUGAGACGUCGACUAGUGGCUCCAGCAGCACGGGCACUAGCAGCAGCGGUACCACUAGUUCAACCGGUUCUAGUAGCACGAGUGGCAGCACCAGUACCAGUGGCACUAGCGGCAGCACGACUGGUACCACGACAGGCACGACGACUAGAACGACCAAGGGCAAGACGGAACCACCGGAUAAGGUGUCAAAAGCAGCAGUCGCUGCAACUGCUGCGGCGCCGGCACAUGCGGCUGCCCCGGGGCAGCCGUCGAAAAAGCCACCUGGAGAAGUGACAGCGUCUUCUUCGUCCGAGUCCUCGUCUGGUUCUAGCUCCGGUAGUGACUCCGAGAGCAGUGAGUCUGGCUCCUCGUCAGCAGAAACUGCAACUCAAAAAGAUGACGAGAAGAAACCACUCCUGCCCAAGCAACAAGCACCGUCGACGGAAGGAAAGAAACCUGAAGGCGAGGGCAAGUCCAGUUUUACUUCGCCAGCCAGCGCCUCGUCAGGCGCAACGUCUGGCCCAACGUCGGGAGGAACGUCUGGCCCAACAUCUGGUAAAACGUCUGGCCCAACAUCUGGCCCAACGUCGGGACCGACGUCGGGGCUAGCGUCGGCGCCGACAUCAGAAACAAAGACGGCGCCCUCAUUACCACCUAAGCACCCGCCUGUGCCUCCAGGUGGACUCAGACCAAACCGGCCACCUCCGAAGCCCCCACAGCCAAAAGCCCCACCAACACCUGAGAAACCACACAAAGGCAGCGAAAAGCUGGGGAACGAUCCUUCAAUGUAUGCCCUAUUGAACAACGAAGUGCAUCGAGAUGCCGAGCACAGAAAUAAUCGGAUUCCUUGCGGCCUGCUGGUAGCGAACAUUGUGGCAGCUCUCAUACUCGUCAUCAUCUCCCACGCUCUCAUCGUGUACGAUCUCGAACGACGUGCCUCGAUGACCAGCACUCCGGCACCUCCUGAAGUUAGGGAAUAUGAUCAUGUGUGUCGUGACGUACAGUGCAGUGCGGCUGGCACUCACCUUUUUUACGUGUUGAAUGCGAGUGCCAGGCCUUGCGACAGCAUUUACAACUACGUAUGCAAAAGUUGGAUACACGAAGGGCCACAGAACUACCGCAAGAUAGUCCUUGGCGCUGAACGCAUCCAUGUUGACAACAUGUACACGGAAAUGAAAAGCGCCCUACUCAGUUAUCAGGCAAGGGCUAGCGAAUCAGCGGCCGUAAGAAAAGCUACUGAACUCUACAGGCUGUGCUUAGAAGAGCCAAAAAAGCAACCAAAGAAUACAAAUCUCAUAAAUGAAAUAUUGAAUGAGUAUGGUCUUGCUUCGUGGCCUUACUCAGAAAGUGUCCCUUUAAAUGCUUUCUCAAGUCCGUACGUAAGCCUGGCGAAGUUCAUCCGUGAUUCCGGCGUCGGGGCGGUUGUGGCUGUGAAAAAGUUACCUGACCCCGAGAAUACUCAGGCUAGAGUAUUUGCCAUUGACUGCUCCACUUUUGUUGUGCCAAUGGGCACGCUCCUGUCGUUUGCGGAACAUAAAAGCGACACUUUGCUCGGUUACAAAGCAUACAUUGCUGACGUCAUAAAAGAAGUUCGACCUCAAAGACAGGAUACAGAGAAACUGGCCACAACAAUUUUGGCAUUUGAAGUCAACAUGGCACACCGCUGCAACGAAGGCUGUCGCAAGAAAAGGUUUAAGAGGACGACUCUCGGGGACUUGAAAGCUGAAUUGAACAGCAAUGGUGUGAACUGGGAGCAGUUUAUAGACACUGCGGCUUCAGGCAAAUCAAACGUUGACCCCAGCAGUCCAGUUCUCGUCCGCUCUUCGCGCUACCUUAAAAGCGUCUCCAUGCUUUUUGAAGGCCAGCAAACACUGCGCCGUAUGAUGAGCUAUGUAGGGUGGAGGGUAGUUCAUCACUUUAUGCGGCAUGCUGGUGUUCGCUUCCGAAACUUGACAGAGUCGUUCAUGACGACGAGGCUCAAGGAAGAAAGGUUUCCGUACGAGAGAAGCUGUCUCAGAGACGUCAACAAUGUCAUGCCUUUUGCUGUGGGACGUGUCUUUGCUGAGACAGUGUUGUCUCGGGACCAUUUUGACCAUGCUGUGCGGACUGUGACUGCUCUCAUCAAAGGUUUUCAGGUCGUGCUCAGAGAGUUUCAGUGGGCCCCUCUGGAUGUGCAAUCCAAGUUCUCCAGAAUGGAAUACCUCGUCAGCUACCCGGAGUGGAUAAAGAAUUUUUCUAAACUGAACGCCUAUUAUGAAAAUGUAAGAACAGACGGAUCGUAUUUUCAACGCUACAUCAGCGCCUCACGGAAUCGAUAUCAGCGUUACCUAUCUCCACUACCGAUGAUGCCAUACAUGCACCGCAGGCUGGCAGAGUUCAUCUUCCCUUCCCGCAUUGUAGACCUUGAGCGGCGCGUGGGGCCCCCGCGCGAGACCAGUUUCUACGACGUUCGCGACAACACGCUCAUCGUACCGGCUGGCUCCAUGCAGCCGCCUUACUACGACACAAGGCGUCCGUGGGGUCUCACCUUCGGAGGUCUCGGAACCAUGGUCGCCCGAGACUUCAUCAACGAGAUGUUUCACACGCCCGAAGGAAUCUUAAAGGAUGAUAAGCAAAAGACCACUUUCAAGGACAAGACCCAGUGUCUGUUGGAUCACCUCAAGAAAGGAUUGGACCCGAACACAAACCCCGACUGCUCGAGCGUCGUCACGGACGUUUUCGCGCUCCGGGUGGCGUACGAGGCGUACCAGAUCUUCGUCGACGGCAGAGACGAUGACACGCUCCAAGGCGUCGCGCACAUGACUCCGGAGCAGCUUUUUUUCAUCUCGGCCGUGCGCACGCUGUGCACCAGCAUCAGGGAGCAGCACUUUGCCCAAGUUGUGCUUCUGGGCAAAAGUGUCAUGGAGAUGGAGCUCAUCGACCCCGCCGUGAUGAGCAUGCGAGAGUUUGAGGACGCUUUCGACUGCAAAAUGAGCAACAUCACGGCUGGACAGAACUUGUUCAACAAGUGUUUCUAUCCUCCUCAAGCAACGUGACUGCAAGCACCACCGCAAGGCGAGCAAGUGCUGGAAUGAAGCAACUUGAAUGAAAGCUUCGGCAUCCACAGUGAAACGCCCACUCAGGUGUGUCCUUUGUGGUCGCCUCUAUGUCAUCGCGCGGCUCCGGCGGGUUCCAUGCUCGAACACGAAAGUGCCUAUGCCUGGACGUUUCUUGCGUCACUUUUGCCUUCAAAAUAUGGCGAAACGUGGCACUGUAAAUAUGUGAAUACAAACAAUCGUACGGAGCCUUCAUCACAUUUUGUUUGUUCUUCUUCACAGUUGAGUGGACUCGUUAGCAGGAAGUUUUGUCGUGCGCUUUUUGGAGACUGGCUAGACUCCCUUACCGCAAG
Molecule: messenger RNA, 4283 nt
Organism: Dermacentor silvarum
Lineage: Eukaryota; Metazoa; Arthropoda; Arachnida; Ixodida; Ixodidae
Product: neprilysin-1-like
Exons: 1
Coding region: 262-3930 (1222 amino acids)
Biological process (GO): protein processing
Cellular component (GO): plasma membrane
Molecular function (GO): metalloendopeptidase activity
Source: RefSeq, a predicted model, not a curated record